Molecule: messenger RNA, 1699 nt
Organism: Mustela lutreola (European mink)
Lineage: Eukaryota; Metazoa; Chordata; Mammalia; Carnivora; Mustelidae
Product: cytochrome P450 2F2-like
Exons: 9
Coding region: 132-1622 (496 amino acids)
Biological process (GO): xenobiotic metabolic process
Cellular component (GO): cytoplasm; intracellular membrane-bounded organelle
Molecular function (GO): oxidoreductase activity, acting on paired donors, with incorporation or reduction of molecular oxygen, reduced flavin or flavoprotein as one donor, and incorporation of one atom of oxygen; iron ion binding; oxygen binding
Source: RefSeq, a predicted model, not a curated record
GGAGACCUUGGGUGGGGGAAUCUGCAAAAUGAGCAGCCAUACCCACUCCUGGUAUCCACCCAGCUCCACCCAAGACCCAAAGGGAAUCAAAUAAAGGCAAAGGGGGGCAGGCAUGGACGAUAGAGGGCACGAUGGUCAUGGGAGUCACAGCGUUGCUGCUGCUGCUGCUGGUCCUGCUGCUGGCCCUAGCCAGGCGGGGUUGGGGUGCCCAGGGCACUCAGACUCGGGGGUCCCUACCCCCGGGGCCAACGCCACUCCCACUGCUGGGGAACCUGCUGCAGCUGGAGCCUGGACGCCUGGACCAAGCGCUCAUGGAGCUCUCUGGCCGCUGGGGCCCAGUGUUCACAGUGCGGCUGGGCCCGCGCCCUUCAGUGGUGCUGUGCGGCUACUCUGCGCUGCGGGACGCAUUAGUGCUGCAGGCGGAUGCCUUCUCCGGCCGCGGGGCCAUGGCUGUUUUCCAGCACUUCACUCGCGGAAACGGCAUCUUAUUUUCCAACGGGCCGCGCUGGUGGACGCUGCGCAAUUUUGCACUGGGAACACUGAAGGAGUUCGGGCUGGGAACGCGGACCAUAGAGGAGCGCAUCCUGGAGGAGGCAGCUUGUCUGCUUGGCAAAUUUCAAGCCACCAUUGGAGCGCCGUUCAACCCCCGACGGCUCCUGGAUAAUGCUGUAUCUAACGUUAUUUGUUCGGUGGUCUUCGGGAACCGCUAUGGCUAUGAGGACCCAGAGUUCCUGAGGCUCCUGGACCUCUUCCAUGACAACUUCCGCAUCAUGAGUUCCAGAUGGGGCGAGAUGUACAACAUUUUCCCCUCCCUCCUUGAGUGGCUCCCAGGCCCACACCACCGAAUCUUUCGAAACUUCACGAAGCUUCGGGUUUUCAUCUCUGAGCAAAUCAAGUGGCACCAGCAGACGCGGCAGCCUGGGGAGCCCCGCGAUUUCAUCGAUUGCUUCCUGGAUCAGAUGAGUAAGGAACAGGAAGACCCAGAAAGCCAUUUCCAGGAGGAGACGUUGGUGAUGACAACACACAAUCUCUUCUUCGGUGGCACUGAGACCACAAGCACCACUCUGCGCUAUGGGCUCCUCAUUCUGCUUAAGUACCCAGAGGUGGCAGCCAAAGUGCAGGCCGAGCUGGAUGCAGUGGUAGGGCGGACACGCACCCCAAGGCUAGAGGACUGCGAGCACCUGCCCUACACCAAUGCCGUGCUACACGAGAUCCAGCGCUUCAUCAGUGUGCUGCCACUGGGGCUGCCCCGUGCCCUCACCAGGGACACCCACCUGCGCGGCUACUUUCUGCCCAAGGGUACCUUUGUGAUUCCUGUGCUCAAGUCUUCACACCAGGACCCCACCCAGUUCAAAGACCCAGAAUGCUUCAACCCCACCAACUUCCUGGACGACAAGGGCAAGUUCCAGAGCAACGAUGCCUUCAUGCCCUUUGCCCCAGGAAAGCGGAUGUGCCUGGGCGCGGGCCUGGCACGAUCGGAGAUCUUCCUCUUCUUCACCGCCAUCCUCCAGCGGUUCUGCCUGCUCCCUGUGGGCAGCCGCACCGACAUCAACCUCACCCCGCAGUGCACAGGCCUGGGCAACAUCCCCCCAGCCUUCCAGCUCCGGCUGGUGGCCCGCUGAGUCGGGCUCAGCAGCCCUCUGCUCACUGGCUCCCAGACCUCCCUACCUGCUUUGGUCAAUAAAGGCCCCAAACCGCA